Molecule: messenger RNA, 2577 nt
Organism: Anolis sagrei ordinatus
Lineage: Eukaryota; Metazoa; Chordata; Lepidosauria; Squamata; Anolidae
Source: RefSeq, a predicted model, not a curated record
UCAUUUGCAUUUCCGGUUCUAUUUUCCCGCGGGGCUCAUUCUGAGAACAAAAGGAGACCGUCUCUCGCUUUACCCGAUUGAGUUGACUGGGGGAGGGAGUGCGCAUGCGCAGGUGAUUGGACCCAGAAAUCCAUUUAUUCCAGCCUUUUAAACAAUUUCUUUCUUGAUUUUUUGCAAAAAGGAUAAAGAAAUUGAUCAUGCUGCGAGCAUCCAGCAACUGACCAUUUCUCAAAUAGCAAAUAAUUCUAUUUUUCUUAUUUUUUUCCCUUGUAUUUUGCUAUUUUCUCAAUGCCCUAGCCCUCUCUGGAAGCUGAUCUCCCCACUGGCUGACAUAAAAGCAUGGAUCCCACCCAGAAGGAGGCUGCUAUCUUGUGUGUCGUUCAGUCGGGGGCGCUGAUGAUGGAGUAUCUCAGGGCCAGCGGCGAAGCAUCGUCGGCCGCCGCUUCUAGACGCCGGUGGGCAUUCCUCCAUUCGCUGGGCCAGCGAGGAUGCGAGGAAGACGAAGAGGAGGAGGAAGAGGAGGAGGAGGAGGAAGAAGAGGAAGAAGUGGAAGAGGUGGUCUUGCUCUCCCGGCAGGCUUCCACCGCCGGGGUUCGUCGAGGUGGCCGCCUCCGUUCAGUGGAGCGGCGCUUCUGGGCUCGACCCCGGAGCACCGAAUGGUGGGACCGCACUGUUUUGGAAACAUGGGACGACUCUCAUUGGCUGCAGAACUUCCGCAUGCGCAAAGCCACCUUCCUGGAGCUCUGCGCACGGCUCUCCCCGGCCUUGCAGCGCCAGAAGACGAGGAUGCGUGUCCCGCUGAGUGUGGAGAAGCGGGUGGCCAUCGCCCUCUGGAAGCUGGCCACCUCGGUGUGCUACCGUGACGUGGGCAACCAGUUUGGGGUGGGCCGCUCCACCGCCGGCUCAGUGGUGCUGGAAGUGUGUCGCGCCAUCCAGAGAGUCCUGAUGCGCGCCACGGUAACGGUAGGCGGCAACCUGGCUGAGAUAUUGCGCGGCUUCCAGGAGAUGGGCUUCCCCAACUGUGCCGGCGUGGUGGGCACUACUCACAUGCCCAUCCUGUGCCCGCCACAUCAGGCGGCCGAAUAUGUCAACUCCAAGGGCUACUACUCCAUGGCUUUGCAAGCUUUGGUGGACCACCGGGGAAAGUUCACCCACCUAAGCGCCGGCUGGCCGGGGAAGACGCACGAAGCCAAGAUCUUCAACAAGUCCACCUUGUUCACCAAAGGCCAAGAAGGCACCCUCUUCACCCCAGGGGCAGUUGACAUCAACGGGGUGUCCGUGCCCAGGGUCAUCUUAGGUGGGCCGGCGUACCCUCUGCUCCCGUGGCUGAUGGUGCCUUACACGGAGGAGCUGGACAGUGCCAAGGAGGCCUUCAACGCCACCUUGAGCCGAUGCCAGGAGCCCUUGGAGGAGGCCUUCAGCCGGCUGAAGGGACGGUGGCGCUGCCUGACGGGGCGCAACGACUGCGCGGUGGAGAACCUGCCCCGGCUCAUCUCAGCCUGUUGUGUCCUCCACAACAUCUGUGAGGAGAAAGGGGAGGCCUACGAGGAGGCCUGGGAAGCCGAGGCUAAGCAGCUGGCCGCCACCUUUGAGCAGCCCCUCCAGCGCCCGGACACACGCAUCAAACCAGCGGCGCGGUCCGAGAGGGUCAGAGAAACCCUGUGCGCCUACAUCACUGCCGGCACCGUGUGAAAAGGAACCAAAGGAAGUGAAAGCCAUCUCAAAUAGAAGGGGUGGACAUCUAACCUCUUGGAUACUUUCCUUCUGACGCAAGCUAUGGGCCAACUUCAGCUCACCAAGUGUUUUGGACUUCAACUCCCACAAUUCCUAACAGCCUCAGGCCCCUUCCUUUUCCACCUCAAGGCCUGAGGCUGUUAGGAAUCGUGGGAGUUGAAGUCCAAACCACCUGGAGGGUCCAAGUUGGCCCAUGCUUGCCCUAAAAGACAUUGGGAAGCAGCAGACGUGGUUGAGGUGGAAAAUUGAUCUUCUUAUCGGGUAAAAUUCAGGUCCCAAUCUUCCCUCAGUGAUCAAUUCUCUAAGAAAACAAGAACUUCUCUCAUAGUUUUUCGAAGUAUGGAGUUGCCAACGGCGGCCAUAUUUUUAAAAACCCUAUAGAAGUGGUGCUACACAAAUGUUUGUCUUCAAAACGGUUGUAUAGGUAGAAUAUCCUUUGUAUUGUCGAAGGCUUUCAUGGCCGGAAUCACUGGGUUGUUGUAGGUUUUCCGGGCUAUAUGGCCAUGUUCUAGAGGCAUUUUCUCCUGACGUUUCGCCUGCAUCUAUGGCAAGCAUCCUCAGAGGUAGUGAGGUCUGUUGGAAGUAGGAAAAUGGGUUUAUAUAUCUGUGGAAAGACCAGGGUGUGACAAAAGACUUUUGUCUACUGGAGCAUUAAAAAACUCAAAAAUUACAACAGCAAAACAACAGAGAGUAAACAAUCAGGCACAUCAAAUCACCUCUCAAAGAAAGAUUCCCCCAGGCACUUCAAAGCCAUUAAAUGCUAAUCAAGGUGGUCAGUUGAAACAUUCACACCUGGCUCCAGCAGACAAAAGUCCUUUGUCCCACCCUGGUCUUUCCACAGAU